Molecule: messenger RNA, 1884 nt
Organism: Symbiodinium sp. CCMP2592
Lineage: Eukaryota; Dinophyceae; Suessiales; Symbiodiniaceae
Source: the annotation of a GenBank genome assembly
AUGGUGUCGCUACGAUCCAGCAAAUGGGACUUUCUUCAGGACGAACCGGAGCUGGACGGAGACGAAAGCGGUUUUUCGCAAGCUAGUAGCUUGCGCGAGCAGGCAAAUGCUUUGGCCCACCAUGCACGGGAAGAGCAGGAGGCGCGGCCACGGCAGCAGCAUCUUUGCGAGGCCCUGGCAAUGUAUCGCAAAGCCGAUGCCCUGCUGGAGGGGCACAUCAAGGAGUCCGAGGAAGCCAGCUUGGCGCUUCAAUGCCGUCUGAAUGCAGCGUGCCUUGCCAUGCAGGUCGUUGGGCUCGCCGGAGCAGAAGAGAGACACCAGGCAGAAGCGGUCGCAACUCAGUUUGCAAACGCGGCACUGGAGAUUGAUCCAGAGAAUCCUCAUGCAGCACUCAUCCUGGCGCGCCUGGCAGGCAGUCGGAAGGGCUUGGCCGAGCAGCAUCUCCGAAAUGCGCAAGUUUGGGCGCAGAAGCGAAAGGAUGAGGAUGCAGCUGGUCAAGCCACAGAAUUGGCAAAGAGCUUGCGACCAGGAUGGCAGACGCAGGUUGAUUCGCCGUCUGUUUGGGUGCAGAAGGGGGCCGAACUCUUCAAGCGAGGUCAAACAAAGGAGGCCGAGUGCAUGUUGACGCAAGCAGUCGACUACUUGGACCGGAAGGAGAAUGGAGGUCCAAUAGACUCCCUUUCCACACAAACUGCGCGUGCACUGGCAUUUGAUGCGCUCGAGGUGUUGGCAGAGUGUCUAGCGGCCAGGAGAGACUUCGAGGGUUCCCUCCGAUGUGGCCGCAGAGCUGCCAGUUUGCUCGAAGCGGGUGUCACUCAGGUUCCUUUCUCGGAGCCCGAGUGUAGCAGGCGAGCAGGCCUUCUGAACCUGUCCUUGGGACAUGCUGCCGAAGCUGUCGGUGACAAGGAGGCGCUCUCCUUCUUUCGACGAGCAGCUCAAGCAUUGCAGAGGUCCAACUCGACACCCGCGUUGGAAGGAACGGCCCUACUUGAGUUUGGUCUCCGCCUGGCUCAGGAGUUCGAAGCUGGGGAUCCGAAUGCUUCUGACUUGGCCAUGCCCACUUUGGAGCGUGCGAUUGAGAAGCUAAAGCUUGCGCACGGUCUGCAGCUGAAAGGAAGGAAAGAUAAUCGCGUUGCAGUCGCGAGUUCCCAGACCCCGGCAGUCGCCUCUGAAAGACUUCUGAGGAGACAGCUCCAGGCACAGGUGGCAGUGUGCUCGCUCCACUUGUCUCUGGGAGACUCUGCAGCUGCGGAGGAGGUGUUGAAUGAAUCGCGACACCUUCUUGAUGUUGCGGUCGAUGGUCAGUCGGCGACUGGCUUGGAGUGGGCCCGCUUGUGCGGCCAAUGGGCCUUCGCUGCCGCGCAGGCGGGACGGUUGGCAGAGGCCGAGGAGGCUUUGCGAGCAAAAUGGAAGCGAGCAGGUGGCAAAGACCCAGAGUGGGGCCAAGACGGCUCUGACCUGCAUUUGCUGGAGUGCUCUUCAUGCCAAGAUCCGGAAGCCUUACGAUUGCAGCAAGAGGCGCUACAGAGUCUCGCGCUUGUGCGACAGAAGGCUCGGGAUGCCGUGGGUGUCGAGGACGCCAUGUCCCGACUUAGCAGAGCUACGCCGGAAGUAAGCAGAGGCGAUGUGCAGAAAGAGAUGCAGCAUCACCUUCAACGCCUUGCCCGUGAUGCACAGAGCACAAGUACCGAGUCAAUUGCUGACUUGCAGGCAUGCGACACGGCAUCCAAAGGUCCACAAACCCUCCUCUCGCAAAGGGGUGCUUGGCUAGCAGGUCUGUGCGCCCUCAUUGUGGGCAUAUCCUUGGCCAAAAUGGAGACGAUGAAGACCGUCGUCUGGCCUCUGCACACAAACUCCUUGCAGAAUUGGAGUUUUGCUUUCUAG